Molecule: messenger RNA, 1225 nt
Organism: Suillus paluster
Lineage: Eukaryota; Fungi; Basidiomycota; Agaricomycetes; Boletales; Suillaceae
Exons: 10
Coding region: 98-1084 (328 amino acids)
Source: RefSeq, a predicted model, not a curated record
GGACUAGUUAUUCGCGUGGACUGUCAUACCUCUCGUAGGUAUCUCAUCAGCGAGCUUCCAUUUUACGUAUAGAACAAAUGUAUGUAACAUACCGGUGAUGUCGCUGAUGGAAUGUCCACCAUUCUUAGACCCUUCUGGCCGCCUUUUCCUCGCUUCCUUCUGCGUGUAUCAGUCCCUGACAGAGCCACUGAAGUACAUAUGCAUGCAACAUUAUGGCAUACUAAUCUCAACCAUUCUGUCCAUGUCUAUGAUAGACGACGCUGUAUCCCCUAGUGCGACACUCGUUCGAUCUCGUCAUGUGUCACACAAUCGCAUCUCGUCAGGUGGGAACCAUAGCGAAUCCCAACAGGAUCAAAAUCAAUCAGAACCUUGGUGCAAACCGCCAAAAAAUGCUUUCUGGCGUUUAUGGUUCAAGGCGUUGUGUAUGAUCGCUGUAUCGAAGCCAUCACUGGAACACUGGGAUGACCUCAUACAUGAUCGGAAAAAGGAUGAAUGGGAAGAACACAAGAAAAUGGUGAUAGAUCGAUUAGGAAACAUGAAUGUCACGGCGGGUCUGGUUUUGACGACAAGUGCUGUUUUCAUAUCCACUAAUCCUCCAUUUCAACCUCUUAUGCCCUACGCAAGCCAUGGGUCGUAUAUCCUUCAAGUUGCAGCGUUUGUGGCUGCUCUAAUCAGUUUGAUGACUGGUACUUCUGUCCUCAUCAUCUAUGACACUUGCUAUGCGGGUAACGAUAUGAAAGAUUUAUUGAAAUCGUUGAAACGAAAUCGUCGGCGUCUCGUAUGCUGCCUUUUACUGAUGGCAUAUCCUUCCAUGGCUCUGGCAGUUUCAACACUGGCUUUGAUGACAGCCGUCUUCAUAGCCGGGUUCACAUCUGACAAACUCUUCGUGCAAAUCCUGACUGCGUUUACCUAUGUGACACUGAUCCUCCUGGCCUUACUCGCAUUAUAUGUGUUCAGUUCUCCUUGGAGAGAUAAAGACGUCACAAACCGGGACAACCAGCCAAGUUCUGAACCGAAGGACGUCCGCGAUAGCGGGAUUUCCCAAAGCAAUCCUCAGUCAAAGGAGCUAACGGAAGUCGUGUAGAGGGGAGGAUUGUGCCAUUACCUGGUCGUAUGGAGGGAAUUAUUGCUGUCCAUGUCUGACCGUUAUGUUGUUCGUGUGCUUUUGAAUCAGUGUUUUGCGUUGUUUGCACCCCAGAUGAGAGAGAAAUUGAACUGCGCACUC